Racocetra fulgida is the source of this 424-nucleotide messenger RNA. The record is from the annotation of a GenBank genome assembly. NCBI's taxonomy places the organism in Eukaryota, Fungi, Glomeromycota, Glomeromycetes, Diversisporales, Gigasporaceae.
UUGACUGUUCAACAACUAAAAGAGAAGCUUGUUACGCACAUCUCUAUACCUGCAGAUAAUAUGCGUCUUGUUUACUCCGGAAGGGUGUUGAAGGAUGAGGAUAUGGUAGACCUAUACGGUGUAAAAGAAGGUCAUACAAUACAUGUUGUUCGGGGAGCAGCUAACCGUGCAGCUGAGCAAGCAGCAAAUGUGACACCGACUACAACACCAACCCAAAGAAACGUUAAUGGAACGGCGACAAAUUCUUUCGGAAUUAACCAUUUUGGAACCAGUUUCGAACAAGAUAUGAGAAAUAUGAUGAAUUCGCCCGUAAUUAGGGCACUUGAAGAAAUGGGAUUCGUUGAUCAAGCCGCAAAUAUCCGUGCUUUACUCGCUACUGGGGGCGAUGUCAAUUCUGCCAUUGAAUUUCUGUUGGCUCAUCGAA